UUUCCCUAUCCUUCAUCUUCGUCAUCUUUCCUCCUAGCCAACGCCGGACGGAGAUUGGCAGCAUGGAGACUGUGAUAGCUACGAAGGUUGUGGAAUUCGCUUUUAAUUCCAUCGCAGGAAAGCUAGAGAAGAUGCUAGAGGAAGAAGUUGCGUUGCUGGCCGGAGUCGAAGAUGAAGUCCGGGACAUAGUCGCUGAGCUCAAAACCAUCAACUCUUUCUUGACGGACAUGUCCACCAGGCGGAAUUUGGAUGAUCGACAGCAGAACUGGGUGCAGGAAGUGAGGGAGGUGGCCUACGAUGCCGAAGACUUGAUUGAUGAGUUCGAGUGCCGUCUCCGAUCGAUACCCUACGAGGAGCGCGGAGUCAAAGGUCUUUUCAUGCGCUUCUGUCGCUGCCUAAAGUCAUUGAAAAUUCGCCAUGGAGUCGCAUCAGAGCUCCAGAAAUUGAAGGUUGAAGUAGAAGAGAUUAGAAAGAGGCAUGAUCGCUAUUCCCACCCAAAUGAAUCUCUUACAAGCCUUGCCACCGUUACCUGCUUGGACAUGGCCGAUAGAUAUUCUGAUCCACGGAUCAUCGGCCAUUUUGUAGAGGAAGCUGAACUCGUGGGCAUCGUAGAGAGUAGAGAAAAGAUCAUCGAGUGGACCUUCAAGUGGACUGAGGACACCUACGACGAAUGUCGCAAGCUUACAGUGAUUUCUCUCGUAGGCUUCGGUGGUUUAGGAAAGACAACUUUGGCUAAGACAGUAUAUGACGAUCCUAGAAUCAGAGGCUUCUUCAGAUAUCGAAUUUGGAUAGUCGUGUCACAACAAUACAACAUCAAAGAGCUCCUCAAACAGAUUAUUCGAAAUGUUUCAAAAGAUAGCGGUUGGACGACAGACCUGGACAACAUGGACGAGUCGCAACUGGUGCAGACAGCCAGAGACCAUCUCCAUGGAUAUCCGUAUUUUCUUGUUUUUGAUGAUGUCUGGAGAAAUGAUACAUGGAAAAGCCUGAGCAUUGCAUUGCCAGACGAUUAUAACGGAAGUAGGGUAAUAGUGACCACUCGCAGCGAGGAAGUGGCAAAUAUAAGUUGUUCUCGUGAUCGUCGAUUUAUAUUUAAAGUCUCUCCUUUAUCACCCGAGCAAUCUUGGGAGUUAUUCUGUAGAAAAGUAUUUGAAGCACCAGACUAUAAUUGCCCUCCAGACUUAGAAAAUGUUGGCCGAGAAAUCGUGCAAAAGUGCAAUGGACUGCCACUUGCGAUUGUGACAGUAGGAGGUCUCCUGGCUUCCAAGUCUAAUAAAAACCAUGAGGAAUGGAAAAACUCGCGCGACCACCUUCGUUUGGAGAUCGAGCAUAUACUAGGUUUGAGUUACAAUGACUUGUCUUACGAUCUCAAGCCUUGCUUCUUGUUCUUAGGCACCUACCCUAAGAAUUAUGAGAUUCCUCGGAAGCACCUGAUGAGACGAUGGAUUGCUGAAGGGAUUGUGAGUGGAGUAGGUGGCUUACUCGCUGAGGAAGAGGCCGAGCGCCUCUUCUACGAGUUGGUGAGUCGUAACUUGGUGCAGCCAUCACAAUUUGAUGAUAGUGGGACAGUGAAAUCCUGUCGCGUGCAUGAGGAGAUGCUCAAUGUCAUAAUCUCGAUAUCAAGGAAGGAGAACUUUGCGGUGCAACUAAAGGAGCACCCCACGAAUCCGCCACAACAUCAGAAGAUAAGGCGCUUAUCAUGGCAUGAUGGAAACAGUGGACUAGUGCCCAACACUGAUCUGUCCCACCUCCGAUCCUUCACUGCAUUUGGUGACGAUAUACCACUGAAAGAUUAUAGAAAGCAAAGGCUGCUGAGGGCAAUUGUCCUGGAAGGAUGUCGAAACUCGCUUCAUCUUCACCCCAAGAGCUUUUCCAAGUUAUUUCUUCUCAAGUACUUGUCUCUAAGAGAUUCUCGUAUCUCAGCGUUGCCAGACUCAAUAGGAGCUUUGCAGAAUCUAGAGUUUUUGGAUAUAAGAGGAACUGAUAUUGAAGAACUACCCAAUUCCAUCAUCAAACUCCAAAAACUGACACAUCUGCUUUCUGGUUCUCUUAAGGUAUACAACCUUCUAACCUCAGAGGGAUUCAAAAGAUUGAAGGUCCCGAAAGGAAUAAGAAAGUUGAAAAAACUUCGCACGCUUGGAAUGGCAUGUGCUGAUAACGUGCGGUUGCUACGGGAGAUCGGUGAGCUUGUCGAGCUCAAGAAGCUUGCCAUCUGUUUUGGCAUUGAUGAUCUAUCAAGCAGAAUGAUGGAGGAGAUUAACGCCCUGCUCUUUAAGCUCAAUCGCAGCCUUCAAUCACUAACAAUUUUGCAUUUUGCAGAGGGCAGUAUAAAAGAGGCACUCGAUGAGGUAGCUUCGCCACCAUUGCUGCUCUGCAAGCUCCAGAUAAAUGCCCUACUUGCCGGAUUGCCUGCUUGGUUUGCAUCUCUGGAGAAGGUUGUCGAGAUAACUCUGUCCAACACACAACUGCAGCUCCAAGAUCUGCAGGUCUUGAGAAAUCUCCACACUCUGGUCAAGCUGUUCCUAGGAUCUGGGUCAUUCGACGAUAAUGGUGAGGAUUUGGUCUUUGAUCAUGUAGGGUUCACACAUCUCAAAUUCCUGACAAUUCAAUCGCAGAGUGUGAAUUUCGAAAAAGGUUCAGUCCAAAGGCUCGAAAUUCUUAAAAUGAUUUCUUUCACUGGAUAUAGCGUCAAUGGCAUAGAAUAUCUACAUGGGCUAAAAGAGGUUCACAUUCAUACUGAGAAUGGAGAUAUAAUGAAGAUGGUCAAAAAUAUUGCAGCAAAUCAUUCAAAUCAUCCCAAAUGUUUUGCAAUAACAACAGACCCGUUGGCUAAAGGCAUAUGAUUUGACUCAAAGGAAGCAGAGCUUUCUGUCAAUGCAAAGAUGAAGUUAUUAAAAGAUCUGGUGUGGUGUGUAUUCUAUUGUGCUUAAUUCUCAAACUUGUUUUCCUAUUUAAAUUAUCCUUUGUUAAUCUCU
This is a messenger RNA of Zingiber officinale, 2975 nucleotides long. Its product is annotated as disease resistance protein PIK6-NP-like. Gene Ontology annotation, molecular function: ADP binding. Gene Ontology annotation, biological process: defense response to other organism. Bases 63 to 2843 code for a protein of 926 amino acids. The transcript has a single exon. Lineage: Eukaryota; Viridiplantae; Streptophyta; Magnoliopsida; Zingiberales; Zingiberaceae. The record is from RefSeq and is a predicted model, not a curated record.